Molecule: messenger RNA, 2167 nt
Organism: Ceratitis capitata (Mediterranean fruit fly)
Lineage: Eukaryota; Metazoa; Arthropoda; Insecta; Diptera; Tephritidae
Exons: 5
Coding region: 257-2011 (584 amino acids)
Biological process (GO): SCF-dependent proteasomal ubiquitin-dependent protein catabolic process
Cellular component (GO): SCF ubiquitin ligase complex
Molecular function (GO): RNA binding; protein binding
Source: RefSeq, a predicted model, not a curated record
ACAUAAUUGCUUAAAGACGCGAACACAAACAAAUAUUACUCAGCAAACUAAAGGAUACCUGCUCGGUAUUGCUCUACCAAAAACACAAAUAUUUCUUGGAAGGAUCUAUUGGUUGCCUUUGCUCUGAGCUAUGUACUUAGUAACAAAUGGAAAUUUUUCUCAUUGUACAAUAUACUGUCGAACAGCAAAGUUUUAAUUGUCUUAGUAAAUUUUUUGAUAGAAUCAAAAUUUAAAAAUAACAUUACAGUUUUGAAGGAUGACAAGCACCGAAGGCAAUUUUCGAAGAAAUAAUAUUUAUAUAAGCGAAAUGCCCAAUGAAAUGAGCGGAAACCAGCUCUGGCCUCAUUUCAGUAAAUUUGGCAAAGUAGUAAUGGUUCGCAUAGAGUCUGACGUAAGUGAUGAGUAUCAAAGGGCUUUUAUCAGCUUCAGUGAUGCGGGCGCGGCCUCCAAAGUACUCAGGAAGAAAUUUCACACUGUUAAUGGUUUUCGUCUGCCCGUUUUUCCCAUCGAUAAUUGGAAUCAGCCUGCGGCAAACAACGCCUGCUGUUGUUGGCCAAGUAACGGGAAAUCAAAUAAAACAACAGACAUUGCAAUGCCGUUAAAUGGCUCCAAUAUGUUAUCGUUAAAUGAUGAUUGCUUGGAAAUUAUUUGUGCCUCAUUGAAUCUGCGUGAUCAAGUGCGUUUUGCGAAUGUAUGUGAACGCUUUCGAGAGGUUUUCACAAUGUUCUCCAAACGAGAAUAUAAAACAUUCCAGCUGGAACUAAUGCGGGAAAUGGCAUUGUGGGAAAAGCGUGAUUUCUUUCGACACGCUGGUAGUAAUAUUGAGCAUAUAAUAGGAGAAAUUUCUUGUGAAGUUACCGAGCGCAUGGUACAAUGUAUUGUAGUGCACUGCCCUAAUGUGAAAAAACUUUGCCUUGAUAAUACCGCUAUGAUGCCGGACUGUUUUACGACAUUAAUGUGGAGCAUGCCAAAGUUGGAGGAAUUAACUUGGAGUGAACUUAAUUAUGUUGAUGAAUAUACCAAAUCGAUGGCACAUUUAAACAAACUACGUUCAUUAUCAAUAUGCGGUGGCUACGAUUUCAGGGGAAAAAAUAUACGCCUUUUGGUUAAUGUGAGAGAACUGAAAUUGUUUAACUGCAAAAAUUUGGACUCCACAAAUUUGAUAGACGCAUGCAAAGCUUUGAAGGACUUAACGUCGCUGGACAUUCGACGUUGCUUACAUAUUUCAGAAAUAUUUUACAGCAAUUUAAAUAUCUAUUGUAAAAAUCUGGAAGUGCUGAAAAUGUCAUACCCUAAUGUGGCCUUUGCGCGAGUUGCGCUCCUACCGAAACUGAAGCAAUUCGAAUUGUUGGAUUACGUGCCAACAGGCAUAUUAGAUUAUGCUAUAUUUGAUGCGCUGGUCCAGCAAAAAGCUAAACAGUUGGAAGUCCUAAAAAUUGUUGCUAAAAAUUCAUUAAAUUCACAACAUAUAACGCUGAUAUCAAAGUUAAAACAAUUGAAAGUUCUAUUUCUUGCCAAUAAUGAUGCCGUCACUGAUUGUGCCCUAAGAAAAUUGAGCAAAUUGCGUCAACUCGAAGAAUUAACGAUCAGAGGAUGUGUAAAAGCAACUAGCAGAGGUUUGCUGGACUUGUUUAAAAACUGCGGAAAACUCCAUUACAUAAAUGUGCAAUUUUGUAAAAACAUAACAUGCGAGUUCGUUAAAGAGGCAACUUUUGUAUUGAAAGCCGAAAAACGUAAGCGCAAAAUGCCCUUGCAACUUUUGGUAUAUGGUUCUUCCAUAAAUUACUUCGCAUUGUCACUGUGUCACGAAUACCUAGUAACUAAACGAGAAUCAUUUUUCGAAAUAGUGUUUCACAAUUCAAAUCCAUAUCUUGGCUUGGAUGAUGGUGUCGACGUUUAUGACACCUGCGAGGGUGAUUGCUGGACGGAUGAGGAGGACGAUGCAAUCACUAUUGCCGAUGAUGAUUUCUAUUUUCCACCCUCAGAACAAAAUGAUGAUGAUAUUGAAUGAUGUACUCCAAUUUUAUUUAUUCAUAUGUUUCUAAUGGCGCAGUAUAAUCUCUCCAUGCGUGAAAAUGGUUUACAUACAUACAUAAGUAUUAUAUAUUUUAUGUAAAGAAAUUAUUUAACAUAUAGUCCGAGUUUACACGGGGAUACUUUUUGUCCA